AUGUACCAUCGUCCUCCUGGUAUUGGACCACCAACAGUUACUGAUAUUGAUUUGGCCUAUUCUCAAUAUUCACAAUCACCAGUUUCAUCUAUAACAAGCGAUAAUCAAUAUAAUCAUAGUCAAAAUGUGUAUACAACAGUACCAUACUAUUUACCAGACAGAUCUCAUUUAGAUUCAUCAACAUCUCUUAGUCGAAAUAUUCCAUUUGUUUUACCACGAAAAUUAUCUAUAUCCACUUCAUCUGACUCAAAUAAUUGUGAUAGUCAAACAAUAAUAACAAAACAACAACCUCAUAUGCGUACAGUUCCACCACCAUUAAGACAAUCGUUAGGUGAAAUGUUUGUUAAACGAGUAUCAUCACAAGAUGAAAGAUCAUGUGAAAUGAUGGAUUCAGCACAAAAUACAUCAGCAGCUAUUAGUAGUGGAAGUGCAUUAAAAUUAGCCGGAUCUGUUCUAGACAAUAAUAUUAUAGAAGAAAAAAAGAAGAAAAAUAAAGAUAAAAAACGUUCAAUUAAGGGUUUUGUUCGACCAUUUAUUCGACAUUGUGAUGAUGAUAUUCAAAAUGGUGGUGAUGAACAACCGCCAUCAUAUUCUGAUAUGAAUGAAUUAGAUCAACGUAAUGUUGUUCAUCAAAAAUCACGUGCAACAUCAAUUAGUAAUAUGACAAAUAUAACAUUUGCUGAUAUUGAAGAUGAACAAGAAGAACAAUCACAAAUUGAAAAUAAUAUUACUCGACAAACAUUAGAAACAUUUCAUCAUGAUAAAUUAACAAAUGAUGAUUUAAAAAUGAAUGAUAAUAAUAUUCAACCAAAAAGAUUAUCAUUUAAAAAUGAACUUAUUCUUUAUGUUAAAAAUAUUAUACCUACAAGACAAAAAGGAGCAGUUUAUUUAAAAGAGUCAAAAGAAGAUGAUGAAAAAUUAAAAAAAUCUUGUCUUAAAACAUAUUGGAAAUGGAUAUUAGCAUCAAUUGUUAUAUUUUUAUUAUUAUUAUCACUUGGAAUUAUUUUCUAUUAUUCUCUUCGUCCCUAUUGUGAUCGACAAACAUCAUUAGAAAAUCUUUAUAUCUAUGAAAUAAAUCCAUUUAAUUUUUUUGAUACAAAUUCUGAUGGAAUUGGUGAUUUAAAUGGUGUUAGUCAACGAUUACAUUAUUUAAAAUUACAUUUUAAUAUAAAUGCAAUAUUAUUACGUUGUUUAGGUGGUUUUGUUUGUAAUAAUGGACCGUGGGUACAUGAAGGAAUUGCACCUCAAUUAGGUGAUAUAGAAACAUUAAAUCAAUUAAUUGAACAAGCUAAUCGAAUGAAUAUUAAAACAAUUAUUGAAAUACAAUUACCAUUAUUACAAUCAACAGAAAUAGAUGAUCAGUAUGAAAAUUUGCUCAAUGAUGCAUUGAUCCCAUGGAUUCAAGUAUCCUCAUUGUUUGGUAUAAUUAUUCAAACACCUCCCAGUCAUUCUUUAUUUCGUUCUGAUCUUCAUGGUUCACGUUUAGUUCAAUUAGUUCGUUCACGUUUUCCACAUCAACAUAUUAUAACGGAAUUUUUUGCCAGUAAUUCAGAUUAUAUUGAUCGUCGUCUCUCACCAAGUAACAUUUAUCAAUUAAAAACAUAUUUAAACACUAUACUUCGUUAUCAUAUUUAUUCAAAAACAUUAUGGAGAUUAAGUUCAAUUAAUGAUAGAAUUAAUCUAAACGAUGCAAGAGAUUAUUUAAAAAUUCUUUAUUCACUUUUAUCAUUGAUGCCAGGUAAUGGUUAUAUUUUGACAUAUGGUGAUGAAUUAGAAGUAACAAAUGAAAAUUUAAUAGCUUCAACUACGACUAGUAGUCGAACCUAUUUAUAUAGAUGGAAUUCUGAACAAUGGUAUGGAUUUUCAACAGUUAGACCGUAUAUUUAUGAUGGAGGACAAGGAAAAACUGUUAUAGACGUUGAAAAUGAUCCCGAUUCAUUGUUUAACUGGUUAAAAAGAUUAUCUCGUGUAAAUAUACAAUUACGUUGUACAUGUUUGAGUAGUAGUUAUCUUGAAUUUCCUUCACAAAAUGAAAUGACAUCAAUUGUUAUUAAACGUGUAUGUCCUGGACAAAAGACGGUAUGGCUCGUAUCAAAUUUGAAUACGUACGAAUAUAUUAAUGAAAAAUUAAGUUCAUCGAGAGAACAAGCAAAUAUUAUUUUAAAUAGUCAAUUAUUACCAACUAGUAACGAUGAAUAUAAAUUAAAUUCAAUACGUUUAAUGCCAAGACAAACUAUUAUCAUUGAAAAAUAA
Messenger RNA from Didymodactylos carnosus, 2253 nucleotides. Lineage: Eukaryota; Metazoa; Rotifera; Eurotatoria; Philodinida; Philodinidae. The record is from the annotation of a GenBank genome assembly.